AUGUCCAAAGGUAUGGUAGUAAUGGAUGAAGGAAUUUUACCAAGAAGUUUCCGUCUUUUGGAAGAAUUAGAAAAGGGUGAAAAGGGUAUCGGUGAUGGUACUGUUAGUUACGGGCUUCAAAAUGGUGAUGAUAUUACUCUCACAAAUUGGGACGGAACUAUUAUUGGACCAUCAGGUACUGCAUUUGAAGGUAGAAUUUUCACUGUUAAUAUUGUUUGUGGAGAUCGCUAUCCUGAAAUUGCACCAACUGUUCGUUUUGUCAGCAAAGUUAAUAUGAGUUGUGUUGGUUUGCGUGGUGAAAUUCUUCUCAAUGAAUUCCCACUGCUUGGAUCUCAAUGGAAUAGCAAUUAUGAUAUUGCUCAAAUUCUGACUGGUUUGAGAAGAGAAAUGUCUUCACCAAAGAAUAAGAAAAAUUCUCAACCUCCUGAAUAUAGCACUUACUAAUUUAUU
Molecule: messenger RNA, 450 nt
Organism: Naegleria gruberi
Lineage: Eukaryota; Heterolobosea; Eutetramitea; Acrasida; Naegleriidae
Product: ubiquitin-conjugating enzyme family protein
Exons: 3
Coding region: 1-444 (147 amino acids)
Biological process (GO): DNA damage tolerance; protein K63-linked ubiquitination
Cellular component (GO): nucleus
Source: RefSeq, a predicted model, not a curated record